AUGAUCUUUCAACUCAUCGUAUUCCAUUUCCUUUCGUUUUCACCUUUCCUUGUUAUACAUGCCAAUGUUGAAACAUUACAUUUCGAAAGUGCCUGUCUACAACAAACGAAUGCCGUUCAUUUAAAUCUACGUUGUUCACAAUACGAACACAUACAAAUCGUUCGCGUCAUCUACGGUUAUACCAAACAAACUCUACUGCAAGAAUGUCAGUUCAGUAUCUACGAUUGUAUACAAGAAGGUACCAGUCAUAAUAUUCUCGCCUGUAACGGGCAACAAACGUGUGUAAUCAAUCUAACCAAGAAUGAAAUGCUUUCAUCAUCAAUCACAACACCAGGUGUACCGAGCUGUCCGGAUUUUAAUUACGUUCAAGUCAACUUCGGUUGCAUACCGGACUCGAAAGACAUUUGUGAUACGUGGAAAGAUGAAGGACCAAUUAUACAUUUGAGUCAUACUUAUUCAAAAGAUCGAUCGUUCAAUCGUUGUCAUUGCAAAGUUCGUUCGUCGAUGCCGAAUGGACAAGUUUUACUUCAGGCACGCGAGAUCAACCGGCAGCAUACACUGUUGAGAUCUUUAAUCUACCCAAAAUCUUUCGAUCUUGAGUGUAAGAAAAUGACCUAUCUAGAAAUUGCCAUAUCGCGUUCGGAAAGGAAAUGUAUGGACAUGUUACCGACAAAUAACAUAGCUCUGUUUGGUUCUGGUUCGCAUAAUUUUACUUUAACUUACGUACGAAACGAUCCUUUCUCGGAAUUAUUCUUUUAUUUCGAGUUAAAAGCGAGUCCAAUAAAAAAGGAUCAUAAUGUACAAAUUAUUUGCAAUUGGGGACGACGACAAACAAAAGUAACAACAACGACAACGAUAGAACCAGCAUUGACGACAGCGAUUAUUAGUACGACAAUGCCACGAUUGACAAAAAAACGAAAAGCAACAACGGUGAAUAUGCAACGUGGAGGAAAACUAAGCCGAUUAGAUCUCAUUCGACAUCAACCGCAAGACAAUCAGGACGGUCAUAUUGAAGUAGAAGAUACAACGAAUAUGUACAAAAACGAAGAAGAAACACCAUCGGAAGGGGGUACCGAAGAAGGAGAAGGAGAAGGAGAAGGAGAAGAAGGAGAAGAACCAUCAUCACUACAGGUGGAACAAGAAUCAGAGGAAGAACCGUUGACAACAACACUUCCAGUUCGAACAUCAAGAAUUAAAAAACUCAAACGAACAAAAAGCUCGACUACAGCCAAAACGACGACAAUUCCCGACACCACCAAAACAACUAGUGUUUCAGCUUCGUCAUCUGAUGAUGAGGAAUGGUUACGUAUAUUAUCUCUAGCUAAUAUUGAUUCUCAAGCACAUGCAAAACAAAUAUUAUCAAUCAAUAAUCGAACAUAUGUAACUGCAGCUCAAGCAGCAGUUAUCGUAUCCGAUCCAAAAAUUCGUUCAUCCUCAUCGAAACCAAAUACUCUCGUCAUUGUUCUUCUCAUUAUUAUCUCUUUAACAUUUCUCGUCCUAAUUAUCUAUUGCUUGAGAAUCAAAAAACCCAAUUGUCUUGAACGUUUGAGAACGAAUGCGAAUGUCGCCUUUCUUUUCUGUUGUGAAGCGAGUAAACUAUUGUUUUGUUCACCAAACGAUUCGCCUCAACGAUCUCAGACGACAUCAAAUUCACCAACAAGUACAAUUGGGAACCGUCGACAUCGCCGUCGACACCAUCGACCUUCACCAUCCGUGCCUGAUUAUCAAUCAAGUGAAUACUAUAUGGAUGAAACAGGAAAUAAUUGUCGUACAACACAAAGUAUCUAUGAUGGUGGCGGUGAAAAAUCAAUCUAUAGUAUUGAUUAUGAUGAAGAAGAAACUGAAUAUACGACAAAAUACGGUCGACAUAAUAAUGACGCCGGCAGUUACAGUAUAUCUCAGGAUUCGUUGACUAACGGUGAACAAGAUCACAAUAAGAACAAUAGCAAUCAGAAUAGUCCGAUUAAAAUUGAACGGCCAACAUCAGCAGCAACGUCAAAAGUCAGCAGUAAGAUGUCGACAAUAAAGUCGACAACAAAUGGUCUUCGAUCUCUUGCUCUUGAUGAGCAUAUUAAACUAGUAAAACAAAAGAAAGAAGAAGCUGAAGUAUUACGUUUACAAAAAUUUCAAGAACAGCUGCGAAAAAAGGAACAAAAGUGGCAACAACAACAAUUAGAACGAGUAAAAAAAUGGCUACAAUUACGUAAUCGUGAUACUGAUCAUCGGUCACAAGUGGAAGAGCGACGAAAAAAGCGUGAAGAAGAAGCGAAAGCAAAAAUAGAUGAAUUAAUCCGUCGAGAAAAAGAACGAGAACAGCGUGUCCAUCAGAAUCUCAAAACAAUAACUGCGCCACAAAAACCUGAUUCUGUCAUGAGCAUGUCGACAGAUGUACUCUCCACUCGACGUGCUACUUCAGCGUCGCGUUCACGUACAAAUCAUCAGGAUGUGACCAAUCGACGAGGUUUGCAUGAACAUUCUGACGAUAACUCUGCUACUGUGAUCAGUUCGCAUCAACUGAAUCCGAUUGAUGAACAUCAAACUCAAUCGUCAAAUGACGAGAGUUCAGGUACAUCUCUUUUAUCGGCACGUCGUCAAAAACGACUCUUGCCAACAUCUCACGCUUAUUGGUUAAAUACCGGUGAUAAUCAUAACCAUACUAGCUCAAAUUUUAUGCGUGCGACAUUUACAGCCACAUGUCGAUCACGUAUCAGCCACAGUGUGGAGCGAUGUCCUCGAGACGGUCGAGCUCGAGAAGAACUUCUUCACCCCAGUACAGCAACCAAUGGUGAAUCUCAACGUCGGCCGAUGAAUACAACUCGUCAACAUCUAAAUGAAACUAUACGUCGUUUAGCCAAACCCAAAAGUAAUCCCAUGACACAAUCCAUUCAUAUUGGCGCCACAACAGGACUAGAAUCGACUAAUGGAAUGCCAUUGUCAAGAUCUAGCCAUCAAUUACGUUUAACUACGUCAACGACUGCCACAACUAUUCGAAAGCGGCAACCUUCUCGUCCAGCAACUGUACCAGCUUCCACUAAUGAAUCUCGAACUUCUCCGACGACAGAUGAUAUUCCUCGAUCUGAUCAAGCAUCAACACACAAGUCAAUUUCAAAUCGCUCUGCAGCUCAAGCCAAGCUGCCACCUACGUUAACCAAAACUCUUCCUAAUGCUGCAUCUCAAUCUCAUGCUCCCACUCAAAGAUCUCUUAUGACUACAUCACAUUCAUCGUCUUCGUUGUCAUCUUCAACAGCAACAAUGAAUAAACGUCGACUAGCAGCAGCGGCUACUGCUACUACUAGUAGUACCACACAAGCAACGUCAUCGUCGAAAUCAAAAUCAACAUCUGAAAGCCCAGUCGCUCCAACUAAUCCUGACGAAAACGUGCAACCGGUGAAUGAAGAAACUCCAUCUGAAUCCGUCGAACCUGAUGUAACUUCCGAACCAAUAAAUCCUGUCAAACGAGAACAGCCAACUGUGGAUGAACAGGAAUAUCAACGUAAAUUGAAUCAGAAGAUUCGUGAAGCUCAACAACGCUUAGAAUUAGAACGUCAACGUGAAGAAGAACAAAAACGUCAGCUGGAAUUAGAAGAAUUUGAACGUGAACAAGAACAAAUACGAUUAGUUGAAGAACAACGCCGUGCUGAACAAGAACGUUUACAGCGUGCUAUUGAAGAACGAGAACGUGAAAAUGAAUUAAAACGACAAGAAGAGCAACGUCUACAACAGCAACGCGAAGAAUUAGAAAGGAAGCAAGCCGAAGAAACCGAACGUCUCACUCGCGAACGACAAGAACGAGCCAAGAAAGAAGAAGAAGAAAGAAACGAACGAAAAAAACGUCUCGAUUUAAUUAUGAGACGCACAAGGCAGAUUUCACCGAAUUCUAAACAGGAAAACGAUACGAACAAACCAGCCGUUGAACAAUUCAAUGGACACGAUCAAACGAAUCAUACUUCAUCUCCAACCAACAUAAUCAAAUCUUCAUUACCACAUUCGAUAUCAGAUACUCAUUUUCAUAUGUCUACAUCCACCGACAGUUUCAUACUCACCCAUGACUCAGUAGUGUCUCCAAGUUUCACCACCAGUAUCACUGAUACACCCAAAUUCAAAUCGCCGUUGAUACAAAGUCUUCUCAAUAAAGCCCGCAAUACUCGAUCAACAGAUAAUCUCGUGCAAACCAGUAUGACAGCAUCACAGAUCAUGACUGAAAGUUUGAUCGAAGAAUCCGUGCCACUGGGAAAAUCGACUACACUAACCAAUCUUUCCAACGAUGAUCAUCAUGAAAAUUCUAGAAUUAGCACAAACACCAACGGUCAUGGUGAUCUACAUUUAUCUUCGUCUACGAAUUUAAACGUCUAUCACGAUCGUCCGAGAGAAACAGCAACGGCCUCUCAAUAA
Molecule: messenger RNA, 4392 nt
Organism: Adineta ricciae
Lineage: Eukaryota; Metazoa; Rotifera; Eurotatoria; Adinetida; Adinetidae
Source: the annotation of a GenBank genome assembly